Molecule: messenger RNA, 2326 nt
Organism: Phytomonas sp. EM1
Lineage: Eukaryota; Euglenozoa; Kinetoplastea; Trypanosomatida; Trypanosomatidae
Source: the annotation of a GenBank genome assembly
GAUAUUCCAAUCGAUAAAAAAAGGUUACACCUAAAUAUCACUAGCAGAAAUCGAGGCUAAUCAUAUUUUUGACAGUCCAUUAUUUUUUUGUACGUUUAUAUAUCUGGAUUCAUGGCUACCACUGGAUCUGGAACCGAAAUAUAUGUCGAGACGAGUCACGAAACUCUCUCUACUCUGGAUGAGCCAGUCACUCAAACCCUCCUCCGUGAUGUAAGGGCUAUAUGGCGCAAGCUGGUUGUGGUAGUGUGCCCGCCUUUGAGCAAUGAUCGUGAGCUACGGGACUGGGAUCUAUGGGGCCCGCUCAUUCUCUGCCUCAUUCUGGCAAUCACCCUAGCUACCUCAGCUCCAGAAAAUAUGACCGGAGUCAUUUUUUCCGCUGUCUUUGUUUUAGUUUGGAUCGGAUCUGCGGUCGUAACGCUUAACGCAAAGUUUCUUGGCAGUACGAUAUCCUUCUUUCAAACCGUCUGCGUGAUGGGCUACUGCAUUGCACCGAUUUGUGUUGGUGCUCUCAUUGACAUCAUUAUUCCACCCUUCUGGCUCAAGCUCCUUAUUUCUGUUUUUGUGUGGGUGUGGGCGUGUUGGGCCUCUCUUCGAUUCUUUAGAGGCACAACAAAACCCGAGAAGGAGAUGCUCGUCCUAUACCCUGUGGCUCUUUUCUACUUUUUUAUAACAUGGAUGGUAGUGAUGGGGGUGUAGUGGUAAAGGAGAUUAAUCCGCAUGAAUAGUGGAUGCAUUAUAUACUCUUCAUAGCGGCGAAAUUUUAUAUCUAGUAGUGAGAUGCCUUCCUGAGAGUAAAUUAAUCUCGUUUUGUGCAUGUGGCGUGAACACCCCUUUUUUUCGUUCUAUCAAAGAUAUUGUGAUGAGGCUAAGGCUAACAAUCGUGAAAAUAGAUUGUUUUCAGAGUAUGUUUAUGUUAUCCUCUUGUUUCUUUAUAUAAUUUGUAUCGCUUGCUUUUUAACCGUUUGGUAAUAUGGAUUUGAUUUCUCUCUUGUGAACAAAUGCAAAGAUGAUGUCAAUAAAAAAAAAAUGUUUGACGAAAAUGGCACAUAUCAUAUUACAGCCUAGAAUUGAGUCGAAUUCGUUAAAUGUUUGUAGUCGAAAUGCUUGAGAGUUGGUGUAGCUAUUCAGAGAGUGCUGGCCAGUAAAAAAGCUUUUAUAAAGCGGUAUCCUUUAUAUGAUCUUUUCCUUCUUAGAGUGAAAAAUUCACAGUGAGGAUCACAAAAAGAAAAACAUUUUGCUUCUCCCUCUUUGGUUUAUAUUCGAAGGGAAAUUAUUCAGAGGAAUGAGCUUCUGCAGGUUCACUUGUUUUGGUUAGCAUGUGAGACAUCAGGAUGUCAUCCGCUCAAUUAUCGGGGAUUGGCUCGUGAAUUUAGGUUUGAAUAUAUAUACACAUACGUGCAGUAAUGUGAUGUUAUUUCACACACAAAAUGAAUGAUACUUUCAUGAUGAUUAUGUGGUGCCAUCUUUGCACACAACGUUCUGAAGUCUCAUCAUCUGUGGUUUCAGCUCGGGCGAAUACAGACGAAAUGUGUCCUGAUAAACCUUGUCAAACCCAACAAAACGCAUUGCAGUUAGUUUAAACGACCAAAAAAACUUUCUAUGUGGGACAUUACAUAUCCUAUGAUACUGAUAGAUCAUUAAAAGUGGUUUUGCACCAUUGGGUACUUCAUUCAUCAGGUGAAGAUGAGGAGGAGGUCGUAAGCACACGGAUGCAUCACGUUUUGACAAAGUUACUCCUCAGAAUGCACAACAUGCUCGUUCUUCCAAUUUACUGAACGGCGGUGCUGUAGAAAAUGCCUUCAAUUCAGUUUUUAUAUUCACAGGAAUGGGAUACGCCAGCUCUUUGCUAUAAGGGUCCUUCUAUCACGAAUUUUAGUGUCGGUCAGCGUCAGCUGCUGUGCAUGGCGCGUGCGGUACUGAAGAAGAACAGCAGGUUUAUUCUGAUGGACGAGGCCACCGCGAAUGUCGACCCGGAGAUGGAUCAAUAUAUCCAGGGCACAGUGAUGAGGACAUUCGCGACGUACACUGUGAUCACGAUUGCUCACCGGUUGCAAACGGUUGCACAGUAUGACAAGAUCAUCGUAAUGUAAAAUGGCAGAGCGGCGGAAAUAGGUAGUCCGUAGGAUGCUGAAGGUGCAAAGCCAGUAGGUGUUGUGCAGGAUUUAUCAUUCUUUAUAUUUUAUAUUGUGUUAGUAAUCGUUUAUUAUAAUAAUUUACUGUUGCAUUCUAAUGUUCUUUCGUUAUAGGACGGUUAAUUACAACCUGGGGUGCCAUUUUUGCGAAGAGAUCUUUAUUGUAUCCCUCGCGAUUCGUGUCACAUGUUGAA